AUGGAUGAGGAAGAUUAUUUGCUAACACCUGAAAAUUACGGGAAUACUUCAACUGAUAUUUAUAAAAAAGAUGAGUCUUCUCACUCUAAAACUGAUGAUUCUGAGCCAGUUAAAUCAAAAAUCGCAGAAUGUGUUACUUCAAACAAUGAAACUAUUGUAAAUGAACUAUCUAAAAGUUAUAAUAAAUCUAAAUCUGAAUGUAUUUCUGAGUUUAAAGAAGCUGAACCUAACCGUUUCAUUUUAGACUAUAAACCAUGUAGAGAUGUUGAGUGUUUUAAGUGUUUAAAUAAGAUAUCAGAAGGUACUUAUGGAACAGUAUACAGAGCGUUGGAAAUAAAAACUGGAAAAAUAGUUGCGUUAAAACACAUCAAGUAUCAUGAUGUUCAGUGGAAAGAAGGAUUCCCAUUAACAUACCUGAGAGAGAUUUCGAUACUGCUACAACUAAAUCACCCGAACAUUCUAUCUGUCAAAGAAAUUGUUACAAAUAAGAAACAAGACCAGUUUUACAUGGUCAUGGAGUAUGUGGAGCAUGAGCUGAAGACAUUAUUGGAGGAAAACAGACCAAACUUUACAUUGUCUGAGAGAAAAUGCCUCCUCAAACAACUUCUGGAUGGAAUAAACUACCUUCACCAGAACUGGGUAAUGCACCGUGACCUUAAAACAACAAAUAUACUAUACAAUAAUAGCGGGCUUGUAAAGAUUUGUGAUUUUGGAAUGGCUAGGAAAUUCGGCGUUCCUAUAAGGAAAUACACACAUAAUGUUGUAACGCAUUGGUACAGAGCGCCUGAGUUGUUUCUUGGCGAGCCUUAUUAUACUGAAAAAACCGAUGUUUGGAGCAUUGGCUGUAUUUUUGCUGAACUUAUACUAUCAAGGCCCUUGUUUAUGGGAACAAAUGACGCAGAUACAUUAGAUAAAAUAUUCAGACUGUGCGGAUCUCCAAAUGAAGAGAACUGGCCAGGGUUCUCUAAACUACCUGGAAUUGUGAGUAACAAAUUUCAAAUACACAAAUAUAAUCCUUCAUUUGAAAAUGUUUUCAAGGUAGGAAUAAUGGGUGGUAUGGUUCAUGGGUCAACUUGUAUGACUGAGUUAGGGCUAGAUUUACUGAAGAAAAUGCUAAAUAUUGACCCUAAUCAAAGAAUUUCUGCCAAAGAUGCUCUUAAUCAUCCUUACAUUACUCAGGAAAAGCCAAGAACUCAAGCAAUAGAGUUGAUGCCGACCGUUCCUGAUACAAACUCAACUUCCAGAACGAAAAGGCGACAAGAAAAACAGGAUAACCAAGAAUUGGAGUCACAGUCGAGGUUCAGAGGAAGAGUUGAUCCUGUAAAAUUCUUAUCAAUGAUGAAAGAAAAAAAAAUAUCACAAAGAUGA
Messenger RNA from Theileria annulata, 1368 nucleotides. RefSeq names its product serine/threonine protein kinase, putative. The coding region runs from base 1 to 1368 and encodes 455 amino acids. The transcript has 5 exons. The record is from RefSeq and is a predicted model, not a curated record. NCBI's taxonomy places the organism in Eukaryota, Apicomplexa, Aconoidasida, Piroplasmida, Theileriidae. Gene Ontology annotation, cellular component: nucleus. Gene Ontology annotation, biological process: protein phosphorylation; regulation of mitotic cell cycle. Gene Ontology annotation, molecular function: cyclin-dependent protein serine/threonine kinase activity; ATP binding.